AUGCAGAUCCGGGUACUCUUCACUUUCCGUCCAACCGUUGACUCAUUCCUCCGCUCCUUUCCCCGCCAACCCCGCCAACUUCGAUAUUCCUCAACCAACCAACCCAGCAAUUGCAAACCAGGAAUGGAUCAAAACGAACACCAGCCAGAUGCCCAUCGGCGUCCGAAGAAACUAAUCUUCGCACCAGGCGACAUUGCACCAAACUCCAACGAACCAACCCCAGAACCACAACCCCAAGCAAUCCCCACCCCAACAACCACCCUAGAAGCCCUCCGCACCUCAACCUCAACCCCAAACUCCACAACCGAAACCGAAGUCCUCUCCAAGGCCGCGCGCGCCCACCAAUUCGGCACAAACCCCCCGUUAACAAUCUCCCAAAUCCACGGCACAAACCCACUACACCAAUUCAACACCUGGUUCCGCGACCCCCCGCCUCCCAGCCUCCUCCGCCCCAGAAACAUGCACUCUAUCAACAGCCUCGCUCCCCUCCGGCCGCGUCAGCGCACGCGUCAACUCGACGAGCGCGGCUGGGUCGUCUACAGUAACUGGGGUAGUCGGGAAGGCAAAGGCGGACAGGUUUUCGGAGGCGAGAGUGGUGAUACGCUAGAUGCCAUGCCGGAACCGGAAUCGGAUUCGGAAGAACCUUCCAUCACGGCGGAGGUCGGGUCUGGGAAUAAAUGGGGCGCGCUGACGUUUAGCUGGGCGAGUGUUGAGCGGCAGGUGAGGGUUGAGGGGUUGCUUGAGCCGCUGAGGAGGGAGGAGAGUGAGAUGUAUUGGCGGACGCGUGAGCGCGGGAGUCGUAUUGGGGGAUGGGCGAGUUGGCAGAGUCGGGUUUUGUGGGCUGCGGAGCCGGCGCAGAUGGAGGAGAAUCAGAGGAGGAAGAGUGUGGUGAGCUUACAGGGAGAUGGGGAUGGGGAUCGGGUUAUUCCGCUGGAUAUUGAGCAGACGGAUGUUGAGGAUGGGCGGGCGUUGUUGGAGGCUAAGGUUAAAGAGAUGGAGGAUAAAUUCGCGGGUGUUGAGGAUAUUCCCUUGCCGCCGUUUUGGGGUGGUGUUAGGCUUGUGCCGGAGUCUGUGGAGUUCUGGCAGGGACGUCGGAGUCGCUUGCAUGAUCGGUUCCGGUAUGUGCGUGUUGAGGGACAGGGGGAGGAUGCUAAGUGGCGAGUUCAGAGGUUGUCGCCUUGUAUUUCCACAGCGGCCAUGUCGACCUCAACGCCCCCGUCAAUCCCUCACUCCUCCACAUCCCCCUGGAUCAUCCUCGCAAUAACGAGCGGCGCCUUCGCUGCAUUGAACGGUGUUUUCGCAAAAUUAACCACGGACGACCACACAACGGCCUUCGCACAGUCCCUCGCCCACGUCUUCGGUCUGGAGUCAUCGCCCGUGAUCGAGAUGCUUACUCGAGGUGCCUGUCUCGGCCUAAACGUCCUCUGCAACAUAAUAAUGUGGGCGCUCUUCACACGCGCGCUAACGGCCGGCCCAUCCACCGUUAAAGUCUCCAUCACCAAUACGGCGUCGAAUUUCUUGGCGACGGCGGUGUUUGGGAUGAUUGUUUUUCAGGAGGCUGUUGGUGGGCUUUGGUGGUUGGGGGCUGCCAUGAUGGGGGCUGGGUGUAUUUUGGUUGGGAUGAGGGAGGGGGCUUAG
Molecule: messenger RNA, 1638 nt
Organism: Penicillium verrucosum
Lineage: Eukaryota; Fungi; Ascomycota; Eurotiomycetes; Eurotiales; Aspergillaceae
Product: pyridoxamine-phosphate oxidase PDX3
Exons: 6
Coding region: 1-1638 (545 amino acids)
Biological process (GO): pyridoxine biosynthetic process
Molecular function (GO): FMN binding; pyridoxamine phosphate oxidase activity
Source: RefSeq, a predicted model, not a curated record